AUCAUCAUCAUCAUCCAAACUUGUCACAAACAUUUGGCGCUAGCUUUUUCUCUAGUAUCAGUUACAGCCUCUUCUUCUCCUCCAACUCAUAAUAUCCUCUACCCAAAAUUGUAGCAGCAAUGGGAGCUGGAAGAACCCUCUUCUGCUCUCAGAGUUCGAGUUUUGUAGUUUGUAAUUACACUCAAAAAAUUCAUGCCCAAAAUAAUCGAGCUUUGGCAUUGAAAUCAGUACUUGUACACAAAUUGACCAAUUUUACUAAUCAAGAUUCAAUUUUGAGAAAACCCCAGAAUCUUCCUGUUCUUCGACUUAAGGUUGUUACUAGAGCUGCUGAUUCCUCACAGCCAUCUUCCUCUGCUAUUACUUCCUCCGACAAAUCUAUUGUCCCCGAUGAAGAGUUUUCACUUGCCAAGGUUUCUUUUGGUGUUAUUGGACUCUGCCUUGGUGUUUCACUUCUCUCGUAUGGAUUUGGAGCAUAUUUUAACAUCCUUCCUGGUUCUGAGUGGUCGGCAUUGAUGUUGGCAUAUGGUUUCCCACUUACUAUAAUCGGCAUGGCUCUUAAGUAUGCAGAGCUCAAACCUGUGCCAUGCAUAACGUACUCAGAUGCUCAACUACUACGGGAAAAAUGUGCUACUCCAAUCCUGAAGCAGGUCAGGAGCGAUGUGAUAAGAUACCUUUAUGGGGAUGAGCAGCAUUUGGAUGAGGCAUUGAAGCGUAAUUUCCAAUUUGGACUGAUCUCUUGUUUGCAGACGAGAAGAGUACAAGAUCAUCAGCAUAACAAAGGUGAUUAAUCUGAGGUCCAUUUUUAUGCCUAGAAAACCCAACAAAGACUUCCCUGAGGUGAAGCUGGUUAAGAGCUUUGGUCAAGCAUUCAGCAGUAAUAAUGAAUAGUGAAUGAGAGAAGGGGUCCCCUUGUUUCAACCCUCUAGAAGAAUUAAAGAUUCCCUGUCUAGAGCCAUUAAUGAUAAUAGAGUACCAAUAGAGUACCUAAUCAAAAAAAAAGUACCAAUUAUUAGAAAUUAGUCUAUAUAUUAAUUCAAUGACCAGUUCAGAAAAUCCUACUUUUCUGAGUACAGAGGUGAGAAAUGUCCAGGACAACUUAUCAUAUGCCUUAGACAUAUCCAGCUUCAUUACUAUAUUUUUUUCA
Messenger RNA from Nicotiana attenuata, 1144 nucleotides. RefSeq lists its product as uncharacterized. The record is from RefSeq and is a predicted model, not a curated record. NCBI's taxonomy places the organism in Eukaryota, Viridiplantae, Streptophyta, Magnoliopsida, Solanales, Solanaceae. The transcript is spliced from 6 exons. The coding region runs from base 120 to 788 and encodes 222 amino acids.